UGGCGGCACGAGUCUCGGAGGGUUGUUCAUGGCCUUUGUCUCUGUGGCGCAGUUGAUAUCAACAUGAAUGCGAUAAAAGUGCAUACACUCGCCAGAAUGAUAACUUAAUGACAGGAAAUGCACGAAAACACAGAUACACUCGAAGGAGUAAUCAAGCAAUUCAAAAUACCAGCUUUAACCGAAGUGAAUCCCUUGCGGGAGUGAAAUAAAAGUGUAUAGUGUACAUUGAUAAUUGUGAUGGUGGCCUGGCUUUCACCAAAACACUACAGUCAUCAGUGUACUGGGAGGAACCAAGAUAUGAUCAUCAUUUACUUCUCUUAAUACACGAGUGAAAUAAAAGUUCAGUCUUCAAUGAUAACCUGAGCUCCAUAAAAUACUAGAAAGGAACAAGAUAAUGUUUUAUCGUUCCCUCUCAAUACCCAGGAAGAUCUAAUCAAAUCUUACAUGUGCAGGUAUGAAUGAGGAAAAGAAUAAGUGCAAUGGAAAAAUUAGUGCAAAUGGCGGCCUCAGACGGAGUGCAGAGAACAAGAGGUCACUGGGAAUGAGCGUCAUGAAGUGAAGGGAAGAAAGUGCACGGUGAGGAGGCUGCGGGCUCAGGGGAGUUGCUUCCUGCAGGAGCAUGCUGGGAGCGAGCCGGGGAGUGGCGGCGGUGCGAGGUGGGGUGGCCAGGUUGAGGCAGAGUCGUGCUGCUGUGGUGGUGCUGGUGUACGCCGCGCUGGUGUUGGACAACAUGCUGCUCACCGUCGUUGUGCCCAUCAUCCCAGAAUACCUGUACCAACUGGAGCACCGCCAUGUCCCAGUUUCACUCAACACCACCACCAUCGCCACACCCUCGUCCUUCGUCACCACCUUCUCAUCUCCUGAUGCGUCCUCGUCCUUUUUGGAAAGGGACGAGAAUCUUACACCUCAGUCCUUGAAGGCGGCGAGUCGACGGACGCUCACUCCAGCACACAAGACACAAGUGAGAGAACCUGUUGCUUCCAUUCAGCCUUCCUCCCCUCGACUGUCGCUGCGAGUGGAUAGUAAAGGAGAUCAAACCAAAUCUCUUCGUGAACUGAACGACAAUGAAAAACGUGCAACAGUUGAUAUAAGUGACUUCAAAAUCCUGCAGCUUCCACGCUGGUAUCGGAGGCUCAGGAGUAAGCGUGCUUUUCGGCAAAUAGAUGGUGCUUUGGUUGGAGGUGAAAGAAGGAUGCUUGAUGAAUACUUCCAAGAACUGCCAACUAAACACAAAACACAAAGCCAACAGAUAGCAAGUGAAAACAACAUGAGCCGGUUUGCUAGAAAUGAACAGAUUCUAGAUGGCUCAUCACUGGAAUUUCUCACAACUAAGAAACGAGUGUUGCUUUCCCCCCGGAGACAUCGAACAUCUGAGGCACCUCCAACGUCCAAGGAGCCAAAACAAACUAAUAAAACAAAGGACAGCAAACCCACAAAACCCACAGCCUCCGUUUCUGGUCUUGCUGUGAGGGAAAGGGAGAUGUACAAGGAUAUCAACGACGAGAACUGGAAGGUGGGAAUGCUGCUGUCCUCCAAGGCUCUGGUGCAGCUGAUGGUUAACCCGAUGGUAGGCUCUCUCACUGCCCACAUCGGAUACUCUCUGCCACUCGUCUUCGGCACCCACAACCUCCUGCUUUCCGCUGUCUUGUUCGCCAGCGCGCAAGACUUCAUUCUCAUGUUCCUGGCCCGAAGUCUUCAGGGCGUCGCCUCAGCCUGUAUCGCCGUCUCAGGCAUGGGCAUCAUCGCUGAGCUCUUCACGGACGACGGGGAGCGGGGCCGUGUGCAGGGCCUCGUCAUGGGCGGCAUAGCGCUUGGGGUCCUCACUGGAUACCCUCUCGGCAGUCUACUUUACGACUUCAUGGAUUCCAAGACACCACCUUUCCUCGUCGUGGCGGUGCUCACGGUGGUCCUGGGAAUCGUGCAGGUGGUGGUGCUCAACCCUCGCAAGGUGCCCGAGCGCAUGGUAACGGUGACUCCCUUGAGCCAGCUGGUACAGGACCCCUACAUCGUGGUGACCGCUGGAGCCGUGAUGGUGGCCACCUCCACGCUAGCGGUGUUGGAGCCUUGCCUGCCCAUCUGGCUCAUCGACAAUUUACAUCUACAGAAAUGGCAGCUGGGUGUAGUAUUCAUCCCAGAUAGCGUGGGAUACUUCCUAGGCACCAGCUGCACGGCGGGACCCUCCUACACUCUUGGCCGAUGGCGGGCUGCCCUGCUGGCCAUGAUGCUCGUGGCGCUAGCAGCAGCCACUGUGCCGGAGGCGACUUCCCUAUUUGCACUAUCUGGACCUCAUCUGUUCCUGGGCAUGGGCGUGGGCACUGUGGACGCCGCCCUUAUGCCCCUCCUGGCAGCUCUGGUCGACACCCGCCAUGUGGGAGCUUAUGGAGCAGUGUACUCCAUCGCCCAGGCUGCAGUAGCCCUUGCCUACUUCUUAGGGCCUCUGGUGGGCAGCGCCAUGGUGGAGGUGAUAGGCUUCCCGUGGCUGAUGCGUUCCAUGGCCUUCCUCAACUUGUGCUACUGUCCCCUUCUUUGCUUCCUCGGCGCUCACGAGACCACAACCGCCUCUGCGUCAGAGACGCAGGCUAUCCUCAUGGCAGCCCCACAGCCUAACGACUACCUGAGCCACAUCACCACUGUCGUGCAGCCCAACAGACAGUCCUCGGUCACCUACCACCAAUUAUUUGACGAGGACGACGACGACUAAAAUUCAAGGAUCAAGAGACAAUUAUUAGAAAUGCUUGUGAGGAGCUAAUCUCCUCCGGGCAUACUCGGCACGUGCUCGAUUCGCCAUUGCUUGAUAAAUGCUGGUGUUAUUGCUUGUCAGUUGUAAGGUGCUCCUGUUUGUAAGAAACUGUCUUUUGUGACUUGUCUUGUCUUGUAUCUUGUCAUGGUAUGUCUGUUAAGUUUUUCUGUCUUUUGAUUAAGAUGAAUGUCCCUUGAAGUACCUAAGCAAGGUGGAAUAAGGGAAUCAGUAUUUAGCAAAAAGGGUGAAUGUAAGGGUUCAGCCAGUAUGUUAAUAUAUGUUUCAUG
Molecule: messenger RNA, 3027 nt
Organism: Scylla paramamosain (green mud crab)
Lineage: Eukaryota; Metazoa; Arthropoda; Malacostraca; Decapoda; Portunidae
Product: synaptic vesicular amine transporter-like
Exons: 11
Coding region: 620-2701 (693 amino acids)
Biological process (GO): aminergic neurotransmitter loading into synaptic vesicle; transmembrane transport
Cellular component (GO): terminal bouton; synaptic vesicle membrane
Molecular function (GO): serotonin:sodium:chloride symporter activity
Source: RefSeq, a predicted model, not a curated record